ACAAAAUGGCAAAGUGGGCCGGGCCCUCUUACAAAUUUUGGUAUUUCCCGUUCUAGGCCCAAGGUUCGUGUUCCAGUUUAUCCGUACCCAUUUAAUUUCCAAUAAUUUGGACAAACGAAACGUAACAGCAAAAAUCCUCACCCUUCCGUUUCUCACGCGGGUAUUCUUCCUCAUUUAUCCUCCCAAAAUCCACGCCAAAAAUCCUCAUUUUACCUCAUUCAACUGCCAUUCUUUCCCGAUUGGUCUAUAGCUGCUGAACUUUUCUGAUCGUGCAGAAGAUGGCGUCGGCAGCUCCAGGGGGAUCAUCAACUAGGAGAAGCGUGACGUUGACCAGGAAGAAACCUGCUGCUGAGAACGGCGGCGGCGAUGGAGUAGUUGGGAUUCCUCCCUCGCACCCCCGCAAAUCUAUAUCCGUCUCCCGUUCCAUGGGACUGACAGGAGAGCGAACUGUGAAGCGGUUGAGGCUAUCUAAAGCCUUGACAGUACCUGAAACUACCACUAUAAUUGAAGCUUGUCGCCGGAUGGCUGCCCGUAGGGUUGAUGCUUUAUUGCUAACUGAUUCAAAUGCAUUACUGUGUGGAAUCCUGACAGAUAAGGAUAUAGCUAUGAAAGUCAUUGCUCAAGAGCUGAAUCUUGAGGAUACUCCUGUGUCUAAGGUUAUGACUAGGAACCCAGUAUUUGUGCUUUCUGAUUCUCUUGCUGUUGAAGCCUUGCAAAAAAUGGUUCAAGGAAAGUUUAGACAUUUACCAGUUGUUGAAAAGGGAGAGGUAAUUGCCUUACUUGACAUAGCAAAAUGCUUGUAUGACGCUAUUGCUCGUUUGGAGAGGGCUGCUGAGAAGGGAAAGGCGAUUGCAGCUGCUGUUGAAGGCGUGGAGAAACAUUGGGGGACAACAGUUUCUGGUCCAAACACAUUCAUUGAGACACUUCGAGAGCGAAUGUUUACACCCUCCGUGUCCACUAUAAUAUCUGAGAACUCAAAGAUUGCUACUGUAGAUCCAAGUGACACUGUGCUAGAGGCUGCAAAGAAGAUGCUUGAAGUUCAAGCAAGCUCUGCCAUUGUAACUGUAGAAAACAAACCACGAGGAAUACUUACUUCGAAAGACAUGCUGAUGAGGGUCAUAGCUCAAGAUCUUCCUCCAGGAUCUACUUUAGUGGAGAAGGUGAUGACACCUAAUCCAGAGUGUGUUACAGUUGAUACACCUAUUGUUGAUGCACUUCAUACCAUGCAUGAUGGGAAAUUUUUGCACCUUCCAGUUGUUGAUAAAGAAGGAGUGGCCGUAGCUGUUCUUGAUGUGCUUCAUAUAACUCAUGCUGCGAUAGCCACAGCUGGGAGUACCGCAGCAGUCAAUGGUGAAGCCACAAACACCAUGUUGCAGAAGUUCUGGGAUUCUGCUAUGGAAUUAACUCCAGAUGAUGAUGAUGAAACCCACAGUGAGAAUUCCUUGAAGAUGCCUUCUGAUGGAGGAGAAGUCGGUCGAUCUGUUGCUUAUUCUACUUCCAACUCCAGCAUGUUUGCUUUCAAGAUUCAAGAUGGAAAAGGAAGGAUGCAUAGAUUUUUAUGUGGUGCACAGAGUUUGACUGACCUUAUAGCAGCAAUCCUUCAGAGAUUAGGAGAUGAAAUUGACCGUGACAACCUUCCACAUAUCCUGUAUGAAGAUGAAGACAAGGACAAGGUUGUACUUGCAUCCGAUAAUGAUCUUCAAGCAGCUGUAGAUCAUGCCAGGCUAGCUGGUUGGAAGGGAUUGAAAUUGCAUUUAGAGUAUUCCGGCACAACACGGCCUCGGAUGGGAUCAAAGUCAAAAAGUAUGGAAUAUGCUCAAGCAGAUGCUUGGGCUUCGGCAUACAGCACUGUGGCAGCUGGGGCUGCCUUGGUUGCUGGUAUAGGCGUUUUGGCAUUUUUGAGGCGACCUGGAAAUUGAUUCCGUAUACACUUUGCUCGGAGAGUUUGAAGACGAAAGGGAUGAGAGUGUGUUUGUGGUAGUAUACUUUAACUUAACAAGAAAAAUUUGAUUGUGUUUUACAAUAAGCGAGGGUGAUGAUGACGAAGAAUCGGUUGCUGUUCUUGGGGUGCAUCUUGCAGCUACGAAGCUGAUGGUAUGUAUCUUCAUUUAGAAACUGGAUAUGUAAAUGUUGCAACUGGAACUGCAUACAUACAGGAUAUAUGCAACUUUUUAUUUGUGCAAUUCGUUGGAUUGGAAAAAAUAAUGGAUUUUUUUUACCACCA
This is a messenger RNA of Salvia miltiorrhiza (redroot sage), 2224 nucleotides long. Its product is annotated as CBS domain-containing protein CBSCBSPB5-like. Gene Ontology annotation, molecular function: protein binding. NCBI's taxonomy places the organism in Eukaryota, Viridiplantae, Streptophyta, Magnoliopsida, Lamiales, Lamiaceae. The transcript has 15 exons. The record is from RefSeq and is a predicted model, not a curated record. Bases 279 to 1919 code for a protein of 546 amino acids.